AUGUCAACUGUCAUCAUAGGAGGAGGCAUAAUAGGAGUCUCAGUCGCAUACUAUCUGUCGGCGAGUAAACCAGGAGGCGAAAUUCACAUCAUUGAGCAGUCGCCAGAACUAUUCAACUCAGCGUCUGGAUAUGCAGGUGGCUUUUUAGCACGCGACUGGUUUGAGCCAGCCCUUAAUUCGCUCGGAGCCCUUUCAUUCGAUUUGCACCACCAGCUUGCCGCGGAGCACGGCGGUGACAAGAGAUGGGGUUUUAUGAAGGGGACUGCAUUUAAUCUGGAUACUGUGUCUAAUCAAGGAUGUGGCGGUGCGCGAGGAGAUGACUGGGUGCAUGAGGAUACUAGUCGAGCCGGGACGGCGGCUGCUAUAUGUCCCAUACCAGCGGAGUGGCCAACCUGGUUGACUAAACAACAAGGUGGUAUCCUUGAGCGGAUUAGCGAAGGGGAAACCGUGGCUCAAGUAGACCCGCUGAGGCUUUGCCGCUUUCUUAUCAAUGGAGCUACCUCGCGCGGUGUGAAAGUUCACAACCAAGCCAAAGCAACGAAGGUCACCAAAGAUGGCAAUGGGGUCAUUACUGGCAUUGAGAUCGUUGACUUGAAGUCGAAGAAAGAGUAUGAAAUCCCAUGCUCAAAAUUGGUUCUGAGCGUAGGUGCAUGGACACCGCAAGUCAUUCGGGAGCUUUUCCCUUCCAAUAAAACAUCUUUUGGUCUCUUGCCACUGGCUGGAUAUUCUCUAGUUGUCCGCUCACCACGGCAUACACUGGACCACGAGAAAAUUACACACGGCGGACGAAGCCAUGCAAUUUUCACAACCCAUCCGCCAUCAUGUGGGUUCAGCCCGGAGAUAUUCACUCGGGAAGGGGGUGAAAUUUAUAUUGCAGGAUACAACCCUCACCUAAAGCUUCCAUCAUGUGUGGAGGACAUUUAUGCACUUCGGGAUCCAGCAGAGAUGCAAAAACUGAAAGAUGUUGCAGUCCGCUUGAUGGGUGAUCUCCCGAAAGAGUCUUCGGGAUCUACCGGUGAUGUGACCAAUAUGGAUGAUCUGGAGAUCCUCCGUGAGGGUCUUUGCUUCCGACCAGUCGGUGAAGAUGAUAUUCCUACCGUUGGACGAAUCAGAGACGCGUAUCUGGGUGGUGGUCUACGCUCCUCUGCUACAGGUGGCGUUUACAUUGCCACUGGACAUGGGCCAUGGGGGAUAUCUCUGUCCCUAGGAACAGGAAAGGUUGUCAGUGAGAUGAUUGUGGGACAGCGUACAUCUGCGGAUGUGAGUGGACUGCAUUUACGGUGA
Penicillium longicatenatum is the source of this 1284-nucleotide messenger RNA. Its product is annotated as NAD(P)/FAD-dependent oxidoreductase. The transcript has 2 exons. NCBI's taxonomy places the organism in Eukaryota, Fungi, Ascomycota, Eurotiomycetes, Eurotiales, Aspergillaceae. The record is from RefSeq and is a predicted model, not a curated record. Gene Ontology annotation, cellular component: late endosome; cytoplasm. Bases 1 to 1284 code for a protein of 427 amino acids. Gene Ontology annotation, molecular function: oxidoreductase activity. Gene Ontology annotation, biological process: retrograde transport, endosome to Golgi.